CUCUCUGCUCGAUCUCUAUCAAUCUUUCUCACUGUGCGUCGGAUGCAAGAUCUCUCCCUUUCUCCUCUCUUGUCUCGCAAUCAAGCUCAUCGCCGGUGUUUCAACGUCUCGCGGCCUUCCCUGGGCUCCUCCUCUCUGGCGACAGAAGCACUCGUCGGAUUGUCGUCGUCCGUCGUCUUCUGGUUUCAAGUAAUCGCCGUCGCGAGUCGCCGUGGAUCGUGGACCGUCGUAGGGUCGUCACUUGCUUCGUCGCUCGUCCUCUUCUGGGCUGGGGUCCUCUUCGUCACCCAGUCGCCCUUGGAAGGUCGAAUGAUCGUGGAGAGCAAGACAGCAGAACUGAAGACUCAAAUCCGGCUUAAAGGAAGUCACGAGGACAAUGAAUCACAACUCAAGGCAUCUCGAGAAGUAUUGCCAAUUAUGUAAUCGUGUGUU
This is a messenger RNA of Arachis duranensis, 432 nucleotides long. RefSeq lists its product as uncharacterized. The coding region runs from base 43 to 423 and encodes 126 amino acids. NCBI's taxonomy places the organism in Eukaryota, Viridiplantae, Streptophyta, Magnoliopsida, Fabales, Fabaceae. The transcript has 2 exons. The record is from RefSeq and is a predicted model, not a curated record.